Limulus polyphemus (Atlantic horseshoe crab) is the source of this 1696-nucleotide messenger RNA. RefSeq lists its product as uncharacterized. NCBI's taxonomy places the organism in Eukaryota, Metazoa, Arthropoda, Merostomata, Xiphosura, Limulidae. Gene Ontology annotation, molecular function: RNA binding. The transcript has 2 exons. The record is from RefSeq and is a predicted model, not a curated record. The coding region runs from base 789 to 1481 and encodes 230 amino acids.
UUAGUGGUUUUGUUCUCGUAAGAAACGAAGUUGUAACUGAAAGUUUACACUUAUUACCUGUUCUUUGAAGCUAUAUUAUUAUUAUUUUGACAAGUCAUAGAAACUUAGCUAUUGCUACUUUGGAUUAAGUUUUUAAAAUAGUCAUGUAAUAUAUUUGAAUAUUUAUAUAUUUUAGUAUAGGACUCUCACACCACAACAUAAUAUUUUAUGUUAUUAGUACUACUAACUUGUUAGUGUACAACAGUACAAGUACAAACAAAAGUAUAGCGUAUAAAUUUACGAUUCUAGUCAACUACUGAAUAGUUACUACUGUAAUUGUAGCCUCGGUAGAUAAGCUAUUAUUAAGCCUAAGCUUUAUAAUUAUAUGAUAGCUAAAUUAAUUUUUACGACAUCUCAGUUUAUUAUUUGGAACAGAAUUUUAUGUCCUUUCUAUGAGUUAUUUCCAUGUGGCUCUCAGUCUCACCAUUGUAUACUCUAGAAAGAAUUUCGUCGUAGACAGUUUAACUUUUUUGAAUAUUUAAUAAUGCAUUUAUACAUCUCUUAUGACCACACUAUUAAGUAAAACUUGUGCAUUUCAAAUUCAAGCAGGUAUGCAAUCUGAAAAGAAUUGUUCAAGAUAAUUUUUUCCCCUUAUUUUUGUCCAAAGGUAAACUGAACUUUGGCUUAGGUUUGUACAAGGUGUAGGUAAAUCUGGCAAGACUUUGUAAUAAUGGUGUAGUCUUAGUUGCUUUUGUGUACAAUAUCCGAAAGCUCUACUUCACAGACUUUGAAUUAAAAGAAAUUACAGUAUGUACCCACGACCUUGUCAGAUGACACCAGGAAGCUUUCGGCUUAUUCCAGGUACCAGUACUUUGUAUGAUAAUCGCUUUCGCCAUCUGCAGAAGAGACAUAAAGAAUCCUUUUUAGGAUUAAAUGCAAUUUUCUUACCUGAUGCUAAUCCAGUUGGUGUUGUAUAUCGAUCCAGUUUGCCUGCUACACCUUUAUGUACUCCUCUUCACGAAGGACCUCAGUUUUCUGAAAGAGUACUAAGAGAACGUCUAUGCAAGACUCCAUCGCCGUGGAAGUGUAAAUUUUUUGAACCACAUCAUUCAAGUGUGGGCUUAAAUACCCUUGAAGACAACUGGGGAGAUGUUGCUUUGAAGGGAGAUUGUGUUAACCGUGUCACCAGUCUAGCUGGGUUUAAAAAAUUUGCACAGCAUGCAAAAAAUAAAAUUGAAGAGAGAACUGAUAAAAAUCUAGGUCAUAUUUCUCAUCAAAGCAAACGGGAAACCAUAACAAAGGAAAAUCAGCCAAUUACUUUGAGCUUAAACAAACGAGUUUUUGUUGGAAAUAUAAGUUAUAGGGUGAGCAGGAAAGAACUCUGGAACCAUUUCAGCCAGUUUGGAAAAGUUGUGCACUGUGUUAUUGUACAAGAUCACAUCAAAAAAAGACCAAAGGGGUUAGUGAACCAAACUUGCACUUCUGGACGUAAUGUAAAGUAAUAAAAGGCUAUAAGAAAUAGUGGAGAAAAUGUGUGAUUCAUACGGUCCUUAAAACAAAAGUUAUGAUUCUACAGAUCAAAGUGAAACAUUUAAAAUAUUAAAGUACUUACAUAAUUUAUAAGUUUCUCUGAAAUCAGAUUGCAAAAUAGCUUCUAAAAAUGUUAUAGCUUAUUAACUUUUUUAAUUUUGUUUCUUAUACAUCUGUAACAGUUUUU